AUGCUGGUCAACGUUGAUGCACAACUGCGUCACACCCCACAUGCGCAGAUCCUGAAUAUCUCGGGCAUAUCAAGGCGUCCGAAGGACAAAGCUGUGCGCAAUGCCCAAUCUGGCGCACCGGGAACACAGGGCGCCGCCGGCGGACGACCAAAAAAGGCCACGUUUGAAGCAACCAAAAAGAAGGAGAUCGGAGUAUCAGACCUGACCUUGCUGAGCAAGGUCUCUAACGAAGCUAUCAAUGAUAACCUGAAGAAGCGAUUCGAGGGUGCAGAGAUAUACACAUACAUUGGACAUGUGCUUGUCUCCGUGAACCCAUUUCGUGAUCUCGGCAUUUAUACCGACCAUGUCCUCGAAAGUUACAAGGGAAAAAAUCGCUUAGAGAUGCCCCCGCACGUCUUCGCGAUCGCCGAAUCCGCCUAUUAUAAUAUGAAAGCUUAUAAUGACAACCAGUGUGUCAUUAUUUCCGGGGAAUCUGGGGCUGGUAAAACCGAGGCCGCCAAGCGCAUUAUGCAAUAUAUUGCGAAUGUGUCUGGAGAACAGUCAGGAGAUAUCAAGAAAAUUAAAGAAAUGGUUCUUGCGACCAACCCUCUACUAGAGUCGUUUGGAAAUGCAAAAACACUGCGGAACAACAACUCUUCGAGAUUCGGCAAGUAUUUGCAAAUCUACUUCAACUCCACUGGCGAGCCGGUUGGCGCCGAUAUCACGAAUUAUCUACUCGAAAAGUCUCGUGUUGUUGGCCAGAUUACAAACGAAAGAAACUUUCACAUCUUCUACCAGUUCACGAAAGGUGCUUCAAGGCAAUACCAAGAGCUCUUCGGUAUUCAAAAACCAGAGACAUAUGCAUACACGAGCCGAUCCAAAUGCUUCGAUGUCGAUGGGAUCGAUGACAUUGCCGAUUUCCAAGACACGAUCAAUGCGAUGAAGAUAAUUGGUCUCAGUCAAACCGAACAAGAUGAGAUAUUUCGCAUGCUGGCUGCCAUCCUAUGGAUUGGCAAUAUCCAGUUCCGCGAAGAUGACACUGGAUAUGCUGCUGUCACUGACCAGUCAGUCGUGGAUUUUGUCGCAUACCUGAUGGAGGUGACACCGGACCAACUGAUCCAUGCCAUCACUAUUCGAAUUCUCACGCCGCGCAAUGGCGAAGUCAUCGAGUCCCCCAGCAACCCAGCACAGGCAACUGCUACCCGUGACGCCUUGGCUAAAGCUAUUUACAACAAUCUGUUUGAUUGGAUCGUGGAGCGAAUCAACAAGUCUCUGAAAUCGAGACAAGAUACAGCGAACACCAUUGGCAUCUUGGAUAUCUACGGAUUUGAAAUAUUUGAAAAGAAUAGUUUCGAGCAGCUCUGCAUCAAUUAUGUCAAUGAAAAGCUUCAGCAGAUCUUCAUCCAGCUCACACUGAAGACGGAGCAGGAAGAAUAUGCACGUGAGAAGAUCCAGUGGACACCAAUCAAAUAUUUCGAUAAUAAAGUCGUCUGUGAAUUGAUUGAACAGAUCAGGCCCCCUGGAAUCUUCUCUGCAAUGAAAGAUGCGACCAAGACAGCACAUGCCGACCCUGCCGCUUGUGACAGAACAUUUAUGCAGAGCAUCAAUGGCAUGUCACAUGCUCACCUGACCCCUCGACAGGGAAGCUUCAUCGUUAAGCACUAUGCAGGAGAUGUCUCUUAUACUGUGGACGGCAUCACCGACAAGAACAAAGAUCAAUUAUUGAAGGGACUCCUUAAUCUCUUCCAACACAGCGGCAAUCAAUUCGUACACACCCUUUUCCCCCACCAAGUUGACCAAGAUAAUAGAAGACAGCCGCCCUCCGCAGGAGAUAGAAUUCGUACCUCUGCAAAUGCGUUGGUAGACACAUUGAUGAAAUGUCAGCCGUCAUAUAUCCGAACGAUCAAACCGAAUGAGAAUAAGUCGCCCAGCGAAUACAACAGUCCCAAUGUUCUUCAUCAGGUCAAAUAUCUGGGCCUACAAGAGAAUGUUCGUAUACGGCGAGCUGGUUUCGCGUAUCGUCAAUCCUUUGACAAGUUUGUCGAACGGUUUUUCCUGUUAUCACCGGCUACAUCUUAUGCUGGCGAGUACACGUGGCAAGGCUCGACAGAAGAAGCUGUAAAGCAGAUUCUGAAGGACACCAGCAUUCCCAAAGAGGAGUGGCAACUUGGCGUGACUAAGGCAUUCAUCAAAUCACCAGAGACUCUAUUUGCCUUGGAGCACAUGCGUGAUAGGUAUUGGCAUAACAUGGCCACUCGUAUUCAGAGAAUGUGGCGUGCAUACCUAGCUUACCGUGCUGAAUCUGCAACCCGCAUUCAACGAAUGUGGCGGAAGAAACGAACAGGAGCCGAGUAUCUGCAACUUCGAGAUCAUGGGCACAAGCUUCUUCAAGGCCGAAAAGAGCGCAGACGGAUGAGUUUACUGGGAUCUCGAAGAUUUCUUGGAGAUUAUCUCGGCGUUAAUGCUGCGGCUGGACCUGGCGCACAGAUAAGGAACGCAGCUAAUAUUGGAUCAAAUGAACGGGUGAUGUUCUCUUGCCGUGGAGAAAUUUUGGAGGCAAAAUUUGGACGAUCUAGCAAGCCGAGCCCUCGCCUGAUUGUUGUCACAAAUAAUAAGUUCUACAUCAUUGCCCAGCUGCUCAUCAACGGCCAAUUUCAGAUUUCAGUCGAACGAGCUAUUCCCCUCGGUGCCAUCAAAUUCAUUGGAACGUCUACUCGUCGAGAUGAUUGGUUCUCUCUUGGAGUGGGAUCGGCCCAGGAGCCAGAUCCUUUGAUGAACUGUGUCCUCAAAACCGAAAUGUUUACUCAUAUGCAGCGAGUCAUGCCGGGAGGCUUCAAUCUCAAAAUAGGCGACGUGAUCGAGUACGCGAAGAAGCCGAACAAAUUCCAGCAGGUCAAGAUAGCCAAAGACUCUCAACAACCAAUUGACUUCUAUAAGAGUGGUACGAUCCAUACACAACAAGGAGAACCCCCUAACUCGGCAUCACGGCCAAUGCCCAAAGCCAAACCCGUACCACCCCGACCCAUCACCCGCGGUAAACUUAUCAAGCCUGGAGGCCCUGGAGGCCGGCCAUCACGGCUAACUGGUAAUCGAACUAUUCAACCAAGGCCUGGAGGAGGUCCAAGGGCGGUUCCUCAACCGCUAGCUGCAAAAACAACAGCAUCUAUCGGCGUGGCAAAUACUUCAGCUCCUGCCGCGGUCAACAAACCUCUUCCUAGUCACACGAGGAAUCAAAACAGCACCAGCGGAGGAGCAAGUCGAGCACCACCCCCGCCGCCGCCCGCCGCACCUCCCGCAAAGCCAAAGAUCAUGGCCAAAGUAUUAUAUGAUUUCAACGGCCAGCGAGAUAAUGAGCUAUCUAUCAAGGCUGGAGACAUAUUGGAGAUAGUUCAAAAAGAGAAUAAUGGUUGGUGGCUGGCAAAGAAUGACUAUGGGCAGGCUUGGGUUCCCGCUGCUUAUGUAGAGGAACAGGCAGCACCUGCCCCAAGGCCACCCCCGGCUCCUCCCGCUGCCAAGUCAAAACCAACGCCGCCGGCACCUCCGGCCAAACGUCCAGUCGCGGGACGCAAGCCAGGUGAGCUGGCCCAGCGAGAUUCCGGUCUUGGCUUGAACGGAAUCAGCGGCUCUGAGGGGAGUCGUAGUACAACGCCGACACCGAGUCUAGGGGGCAGCUUGGCUGAUGCAUUGCUAGCAAGAAAAAAUGCUAUGCAACGGGACAAAGAAGACGACGACUGGUAG
Molecule: messenger RNA, 3717 nt
Organism: Metarhizium robertsii ARSEF 23
Lineage: Eukaryota; Fungi; Ascomycota; Sordariomycetes; Hypocreales; Clavicipitaceae
Product: myosin
Exons: 3
Coding region: 1-3717 (1238 amino acids)
Biological process (GO): actin filament organization; vesicle transport along actin filament; endocytosis
Cellular component (GO): actin cortical patch; cytoplasm; microvillus
Molecular function (GO): actin filament binding; microfilament motor activity; ATP binding
Source: RefSeq, a predicted model, not a curated record